GCUGAGCCUGCUUAGAAAAGAAAACAUAAACAUCCGGAAUAUGGCGAGCAAAUGAAUUUAAAUUCGACUUAUGUAAUCGCUGUGUUUGCAAUGUUUUCACUACGAGUUUCAUUAUCCAAAUUCCUGAACUGUUUUCUACACGUUCUUUGCUUCACUGUACUUGUAUUGGGUGACGUUGACAACGCGUUUAUCGAUGUGAUGAGCCAAAGUGAAGACGGACAAAACAGCUCGUUUGUAAAUGUUGUCGGAAAGUUCGCCAGAAUCGGCGCGAUAAAACAGGUCGAAGGAGAGUUAAAUGAGGUAAGGUAACUCGAUGCGAUAACUCUUUGCAUUGUUGAAAUACGAUUUUGUGUUCCACGGUUGUGAGGGAGGGUCAGAUCAGUGAUGUUGUUUUUAUAUUACGACGUUUUUUUUGAAAAUAUGUAAAAUUGCAUUGUUCAAUGGUGUUAUUUGUUUGUCAUUCUCGGGGCCGGUAAUCGAUCGAAACGAUAGGAAUUAAAGAAAUUUACAUGGGAAAUCCUUAUUUAUUCAAUAACGAGGUGUGUUAUGGGUGAGCAACAAUAAUCUUUCAUUUAUCUUUCGGAUAUUUCGAAUUUCAAUGAAGUUGUCGGUAACAAAUUCAUCUAAAUUUCCUAGGGAGAAUUAAGAAACCACGGAGAACCAAGUGUUUGCAGCAAAUGGCUUGGGUUUUUUCAACUUUUAAAUGAAUAUACUUUCAAAGAUCUGCCUCAGUUUUUCAAGGGUUAACUGUAACCCAGGUAACCCUCCUGAAAUCAAUGAAAUCAGAAAUGCAAUAAACUUGGGGGAAAGACCAGCAGCAAUAUUUAUUAUAUAUUUUUAAUCAUAUUGAUCUCUAAGAAGUUUUUCGCUCUUUAUUGGUAAUCCUGCAUGUUUAUUUUUGAUGAGCUGGAUUACACAUGAAUUUUGAUUGGUCCCUACCUAUGAUCUACUGGAGAGCAGAUGUAGAGAUGAUUUCACAUUCUGCUUUUUUAAUACAUAAUUAAAUCUAAUAGAUUCUAUGUUGCAGUGGGUCUGUUCAUUAGUAGACCACAGAGGAUGUCAGAAUAUGAUAAGAACAUCUUGUUGACACAGUUAGCUGCUCUUCAUGUGACACUUUUCUUUCAACCCACAUUUUGAAUAUGUUAUCCGUAAUCUAUCAUUGACCAGAUGCAUGUUAAAUAGAUAAGGUAAGCAUACAGUGAAUAAGCCAUAAAUCAGGAUAAAUACUAAAUACGUACUAAUUUUUAAAAAGUGCAACUGACUAUGUGUAGAUAGAUGCUUGUGAUCCAGAUGAUUCUGAACAAGACCAAGAUGAAUCUCAAAGCCCUCAAACAGAUGAAACACAGAGCUGGAUUGGUGUUAUUCACAUUCCUGUCCUGGAUUAUUACAAUGCUCGUGGAUCAAAGUUCUGUCCUGUUUUGGAAAGGGUAAAUUGUGAUCUUUCACUGUUUACUUCCUGGUUUUAUUUUUUUUUUCCUUUUUGCUGUACAGUAGUCUGAAGACACAAGUCAUUCAGUACUUAGCUCAACUCUUAUAUAUUGUUAUUAUUUAUUAUCAUUUCCUUAUUAUUAUUAUUAUUAUUAUUAUUGGUUUUUUAGGUUUUAAAGGAUGGUAAAAGUGUCCUAAAAUAAUGUCACUCAUUUGCAGCCUUAUUCUUUGAUUUACAAUUUUGAUUUUCUGUUUUCUCCACAAAAAUGCUGUAGAGCCAAUUCCCAAUCAUUGCCCAGAGAGUUGAUAUCAGUUUGCCACCUAAAAAGUUACCAUAACCACACUACACCCUUUCAUAACUCCUUUUCAUUUAAGAGUUGCAAAAUGCAUAUCAAGGUACAAUUUCUUGCACAGCUAUCUUUGAAGAAGAUCUGUGUUUUAAGUGCUGAACCUCCUUAGACUAGACUAGACUAGACUAAAUUAAGGUGGCCCUGAACCUACAAUAACACUUAAAGACACGGCUACUAUGCCUCCUACUUAUGGUUAUUGAGCAUAAUCAAGUAUAAUAUCACAAUGUUACCAUUAAAUAAAUAUAUCCUCUAUGAUUAAGGUACAUAACUAUAGUACAUUUAUGAAUGCUUUUUAAUUACUUUUGUAAAAGUAGAUACAGGUCUGGGAUGCAUUUGAUCGUAUGGAAAGUAUUUUAUGGAUCAUUGCAAUGAUCAUGAUCAUCAAAACUCUGGCCUUCAACAUAACUUUGUUGUGUUUAAGGUGAAGAAAGCAAUGUUACUGGGUGCCUCAGCAAUAAUUAUCAUAACUUUGAAUCACAGAGUGUUUAGAAAGGUAUGUGUUAUGUAAUCUGAAAUGCAUUUGGUAACCCUUUGGAUCAAAGGUAUCUUGGUGCAUAAAAAAAAAAGGAAGGAAAAAUGCCACAGAAAGUUGAAUAUUUGUUUUCACAGUAACUUAGGUUUUUCUCUUCGAUUUGUAAAAGAUUCUGAAACUCACUAUUCACUUCAUUUGGUAUGGUACUUUAGGCUUGUUAUUGGAGGAUAUUGGCAGACAAGGAAGGAAAGACAGUUAGGAGGGUUAAAACAUAAACAUUUGUGUCACUGACACUUUUUAAGCCUAACAAAAAAGACAAAAAACGCAAAAAUGAAACAGAAAGGAGUAAAAGUGAAGAUAAGUUCCCAAAAGAUACUGUUGGCCAACUGUCGGCCAACUGUCGGCCAACUGUCGACUGACACUUGGACAACAGUUGGCCAACUCUGUUUUCAUUACUGACUGUCGGUAAUGUGUCAGUAACCUGUUGGCCAACAGUUGACCGACAGGUUACUGACAGCCAAAAAUGGGAACCAUUGUUCACUAUUACCCAGAAAGGUAGCCCACAAGACUUCCUCCACUUGUGUAAAGUUUAUGUUAUCAGCAGAAUGACACAGUUCCAUGGUAUUUAGCAUCCAAAACUCUCUGUUUUUACUGUAGCUUGACUUAGCUCAAAUGUUUUCAAGACCCAUCAUAAUGGUAAAUGGAACUAACAGUGUUUCUAAAGUAUUGGAGGCUUUCAAAAAGUAAGUUUACCAAUAAUCAAACCACUGAUAUUUCAUUUUUUUUUUCUUUGUACAAGUCAGUAAUAUAAUCUAAAAUUUGGAAGCAAUAAACUUAAAGGCAUAAUUUUAUCAGGGUUCUUGGAUUAAACAAACCCCCUUACUCCCUCCCCACCCCUAUUUGGUAUGAAAAUUAAUCAUUUGUACAACCAAAGCAACCUUUUAUAAUUCCAAGAAGCUUGGAGAUUAAUUGUGGAAUCCUCCACACGAAACUCUUGCCUUACUCCUUGAAACUGUGGAAAAGUAUUCUUUAUUUGAAACAUCUAGCUGUAUUAUAAAUAGUUUUUUUUAUAUACCAUUGUUGGUUUUUGCAACAUCUUACAACUGAAACUUGAUGAGCAAGUGCCAUGGUGUUUUGAUAUGCCUUUGAUCAUUUGAUAACUGUACUAAAACUUCUAUAUCCUUGUAUGUACAGUGGAAAACACAAUCUGAGAGCAAAGAUUUCCCAUAACUCAUCUGUGGUUGAAUUAAAGGUUAGUUCAAGACCAUAAGUUUAUGAUAGGUAAACUAUGUUUAUUUUUUUACUGCUCUAAGUAUCAAUGAUUGUUGCAGAUGGCAAGCAAUUUCUUUUCCCCACAUACAGGCUAGGAUCAACAUUUGUCUCUAUAAAGCUGCACAAUACUCAUUAGCUUCCCCUUGGCGAUCAAAAGGCAACAAUCCUCACUUCUGUUUUGUCAGUUCUGUCAAAUCCUGGCUGGCAGAUUCAACACACAUUUGAGGGUUAAACCAUGAUAGAAUUUCUUAUGUCUUGUUAGUUACUUUCCACGCUAACACUUUGGGCUACCUGUGGUCGGCCCAGUGGAUGGGAAGGUGUGGUCUGCCUGGGAAACCCUGAAAAAAGCUCAGAGGUAACGUGUUCAGUGUCAUUACCAUUUGUCUCAUUAACAUCUUUCACAUUAUAUACUUUCAAGUUUGUCAUUUACCUUCAAACUCUUAACAUCUCUCGCUUUGUGCAAUUUCACAUACAUUCCUUUUCAAUAUUAGGACGUUUCACAGUAUCCCACUUGUGCAAGAAUAACCUAGCUUAUAUAAUACUUUUAAGUUUUUGGAACAUGUAAAUGAACUAAGUAAUGUGUAUUUAAAAUAGAUAAAGUUGAAAGAAUACACUGAACAUCAUCGAUCUUUUUUUUCCUGUCCUUAGGAGGUGAACUCUCAAUUCACCAGCUCUGCUGUGUUCUUUACGUCAGUGCUGUUCUGUCUUUUAGUUUUCAAGGUACGUUAAUGUAGAUCACAGAAUUUUUAGCUUUCCCUCUCAUAAAGAAAAAGAAAAAUUUUCACUGACAUAAUGUUACGCGGGUGGUUUGAUGAGCACAAAAAAAAACGGAGCAGAUUGGAAAAAAUGAUGCAUCAUCUCACAAAGUAUGGCGACAAGGCAGCCACUGUAAAGAGGACCACCUAAGUAUUACAUGACGAUGUACUUUAAGGAAUAUUCUGAAAAGGCAAGAUGAGAGAAGAAGAGUCCACUUGGGAAAAGCUAAAGUAAGCCAAGAGUAAGAAACUUUCCUUUAUGCUUGACUUGACAGACUCAGCUUAGCCAGUUUCUUCAUAACUAUUGGAUUUCCAAAAAAGAGGUAAGGAAUCCACACGAAUUUUUGUAAGUGCGCUUUUUGAGUAACUGCAACUAUUACUGUCGACUGCCAAUCAGAACAACGAAGAAUGUCAGAAGAAACCAAUGCGAAUUAACUCAAAGUGGCGGAUACUUGUAAUCGAUAUCAAGUACAGGAAAACACAACGUAGUUUACAAAGGAGCACCUUAUUUCAGUUUGGUUGGUUUGGUGGAGAAGAUAGCGCGAGGUUUUUAAACCAAUAAAAGAAGGAAGUAAAACAAGAAAAUGCAACCAAGGUUACCUUCCAGUUUCAAUCAAAAAUCACUUUUUUUUGCCGUAAUAAUAAAAAUUCCUCACUAUUGGAUCUUUUCAGGAAAUGCUAAGACAAGAGGCAGUCGAAGCCAUAGCGAAACUAAAGAUAAGAAAAUUCAGAAGAAGAGUAAAAGACUCGUCUCGUUAUGCUAUUAAACAAGUUGAACAGGAGAGGAGAGAUUCUGAAGUGUGUGCUGUUUGUUUAGAUGAGUUUCAAAAUAACCAGGUAAGAAUCGAUGAAACAGAAUGACUGACGCUUGUCCAGGACGUACCUUCAGUAAAACGCUACUUCCUCUUCUUUCCCUUCUAACGACUUUUUCAGCCAUUCCGUUUUCUCAGUUAAUUGUAUAUAGUAAAACAGAAAAAAGGCCAAUAAUGCGAAAGAGCUUUAACCCUUGGACUCUUAAGAGUGACCAGCAUCUAAUUUCUCCUUACAUUAUCAACCCUAAAUCAAACAUUAAGGUCAGGAGUAUUUAGGAAAUGAGCAGCAACUGAAGCUCUCGAUGUGAAACAAAUUCUCCCUGUUGACACCUCAGGAAAUAUAUAGAGAACAGUAUAGAGAAUAUACAUACUGAUGUUAGGUCGUCAGGGUCGGUUGAAGAACUAAAAGUAAGUCCAUGAAACGGACCUAAAGUGUGGUAGAGUGCAAGUGCCCAAGUCAUCAUUUAAUUUAAUUCUGAAUUUAAUUGUGGAUUGAGAAGGAUGGGCGUAGCUAUUUAAAACCAAUCAUAAUAGUGUAUCGUAGUGAAUUAAUGCAAUCUUGAAUAAAGGGGUAAGUUUCUAAAGAAACUGUGGUGCUGCGUCGGUGGGAGAGUAUAGCAGGUAAUUUAGUGUUAACAACUGGGUUGAAAACGUAAAUUAGCCACCGUAAAGGGUAAAAAAGCUGACGUUUCGAGCGUUAGCCCUUCGUCAGAGCGAUUAGAGGAAUUGUGGGUUGUGUGUGGAAAUGCAAUCUUGGAUUGCUUUGAGACACUCAAAAUAAAAUUGCUAGUUCUGGCUUGGCUUUAACAUCAUCCAUGAGUAGAUAGCUGGGGUAAUGGACUGUAAAAUGUGAUAUAAUUGCAAAGUAAAGUUUGUAGAAAUUGUAACCUUAAUUCAACUUGUUUCAGCUCGUUCGCACUUUGCCGUGUGGUCACGAGUUCCAUUGUGAAUGUGUGGAUCGUUGGUUGCUGGCAAAGAGGACCUGUCCAUUGUGUAAAGGAAACAUUUUAGGUUAGAGUUAUGUCACUUUUUACGUAAUAAAUCCGUUCACCUGAGAAAAUUGUUCUCAUCUUAAGUUUUAAUCUAAUCAUUGAGCGUUCUUAUCUGCGAGAAGUUUGUACCCUUGCCAUUGUCAGUUCCUAGAUAUGAGUCACUUUUGUCAGAGACUUGUCCGUAAUAAUUUUGCAAUGACCCGCUUUUAUCCCAACUGAUCUCAUAACUCUUAAAUCUGAAAUCAUGGGAACAUUUUGAAACGUUUGCUUUUAAUUCGACAAUUUUUUGUUCAAAAUCUGAGUGUUUCGUCACCGACAGAAUAGGCCCCCAUAGGCAACCUGGAUCCUUAAAAAGGCAAAUUCCACAAAUCCCGAAGCUUUUGAAAAUUUCACUCUACUGUUUCCUAUCUAGAUUGAGUGAGUGUUUAAUCUAAAUACUCAACCUGUUUUGUUUAAAAUCAGAAUGGCUUUGUCGUUUGGAUACCAAAUACCACAUAACAAGGAACAACAUGACGGAGACUGUGGAGAACGAAACAGUUCAGCGGCUGGGGACACUUCGAGCGUCUCCCAUGAAGUGCUCUACUCAAAGACACAAUAUUGCGUCGUCAAACGCUAACUGUGAUACAAACGAGUUUUUCCGACGUGGAACCAGGAUAUAGAUUCUCAGGUCUUGAGCAUUUUGGAAGGGGUUUGCGAAAGACAUGCUUAAGGUAUUGGAAAUAUAGAAAUGUUCGGUUAGAGAUUCUAGAUAAUUUGAUUCAUCAUGGU
Pocillopora meandrina is the source of this 6849-nucleotide messenger RNA. Lineage: Eukaryota; Metazoa; Cnidaria; Anthozoa; Scleractinia; Pocilloporidae. The record is from the annotation of a GenBank genome assembly.